This is a messenger RNA of Lycium barbarum (goji berry), 1875 nucleotides long. RefSeq names its product putative receptor protein kinase ZmPK1. Gene Ontology annotation, molecular function: protein kinase activity; ATP binding. The record is from RefSeq and is a predicted model, not a curated record. The coding region runs from base 1 to 1875 and encodes 624 amino acids. Gene Ontology annotation, biological process: protein phosphorylation. Lineage: Eukaryota; Viridiplantae; Streptophyta; Magnoliopsida; Solanales; Solanaceae. The transcript is spliced from 8 exons.
AUGUAUAAGCCAGUAUUUUGUCUUGUUAUUCACUUUUCACUCUUCCUAGUAGCACCAACUUCAUCAUCCUCAAUUAUCACUAGUUUGAGUAAAGGUUUUCACGCAGUUGGUGAAAAUGCCUAUAUCUUUGCUAUAUGGUUUACUAAUUUAGUUGGUGGUGAUAAAAAUUACACCAUAGUCUGGAUGGCUAACAGAGACGAUCCUGUAAAUGGAAGGCACUCGUUGAUUUCCUUAACCAAAUCAGGGGAUCUUGUUCUUACUGAUGCUGGCCAGCGCGAACUCCUUCCAGUCCUUCCAGGACAAGCACUAACCAAAAAUUCAAAGCUUGUGCCUCUGAGGAGCUCAACCAAUUACUCAUCAGGAUUUUACAAGCUACAGUGUGCUGAUAAUAAUGUUCUCCAGCUUCUUUAUGAAGGCUUAGAGAUGUCAGGAGGCAUUCAAAGAAGAUUAACACUGGAUAUUGAUGGUUACAUCCGAGUCUACAGCUUGAAUACGCAGAGGACUAAUUGGGAAGUUACUUGGCAACUAAAUUGGAGGCCCUGCAUGAUUCAUGGAAUUUGUGCGAACAGUUUGUGCACUUAUAGUUAUAAUUCUGGUAGGAAAUGCACUUGCCUACAACGUCAUAAGAUGAAAAAUGUGACGGAUUGGUCUUAUGGAUGCGAAGCAGAUUUUAAGCUCUCUUGCUCUGAUAGAAAUAUGGUGGAUUUUGUUCAUCUUCAUCACAUUGAAUUCUUCGGGUAUGAGGUUAAGCAUUAUAAAAAUCACACCUUCGAGCAAUGCAAACAGGAUUGCUUAGAUAGCUGUAACUGCAAAGGAUUUCAAUUCAAUUUUGAAAUGGUGAAUGGCGUUUAUAGCUGCUAUCUGAAGACAUUGCUCUUCAAUGGGUACCGCUCACCAUCUUGGAAAGGUUCAGUUUACAUUAAACUGCCCAAGGAUGUCUGUAAUUCAGAUGAGGAAGGUCCUAUAGGCAAAUUACAGUGUGAACGAACACAUGUUUUGCUGGACAGAAGCUACGAGAGAAAACAACAAUCUGGAUGGUUGAAGUCAUUUAUUGGGUUUACUGUUGCACUUGGAGUGUUGGAGUUCAGAUGUCUUGUCUCUUAUUUGACUACAACCCCCAAACGCUUUAAAGAAACAUUUGAUCUGGUUUAUAUUCCGGUUGUCAAUAGGUUCAAGAGAUUCACUUAUGCCGAGCUGAAAAAAGCAACGUCUAAUUUCAGAGAUGAAAUUGGACAAGGAAGUGGUGGUGUUGUGUACAAAGGAAAAUUAUCGGACAACAGAAUUGCAGCCAUCAAGUAUCUCAAAUUAGAAGCCAACCAAGGAAAAGCUGAAUUUCUUGCAGAGCAAAAGAGGUUCGAGAUUGCUUUGGGAACAGCAAAAGGUCUUGCUUACUUACAUGAAGAGCGUCUAGAAUGGGUCUUGCAUUGUGAUAUAAAGCCUCACAAUAUAUUCUUGGACUCAAAUUGUGAGCCAAAGGCAACUACAACACUCUUCCCGCUUCAAGAAUUUCAGACUCCAAGUUUGCUUCUAAGAAGCUUAAAUCCGGAUCUUCCUUAUCCAAAAAGCUUGAUUAAUCGUGUUGCUGCAACAAUAAAUUAUGCUUCUGCAGUUAACUGUAGCAUGAUAUCUUGCUUCUUUGAGCACCAUGAGAAACAUCCCAAACCAAGACUAAAACAAUGCUUGAAUUGCGAGAUGGCUUCUACGGAAAAGAAAGUUGGUAGUCGAGGGGCUUCCAGAGCCAGUUAUUCUUAUGAUACAGACCCAUCGGAGAAUGUGCCUUCUAUCGAGACAGAUCCAUCGGAAGUCAUAUCUUCCAUAGAGACAGAUCCGUCUGAGAUCCAGGAGGAACCCACUAAAUAUGUAAGGGAGAGAUAA